Molecule: messenger RNA, 597 nt
Organism: Candida albicans SC5314
Lineage: Eukaryota; Fungi; Ascomycota; Pichiomycetes; Serinales; Debaryomycetaceae
Exons: 1
Coding region: 1-597 (198 amino acids)
Biological process (GO): vacuolar transport
Cellular component (GO): endosome
Source: RefSeq, a predicted model, not a curated record
AUGAGUAAACCACCACAGCAACCCCCAUUUCCGAAUAAAUAUCAUGUUAAACUAGUUGCAUCUCUGGAUUCAAAAGCUUGUCUUAUAUGUUAUAAACCAGCAACAACAGUUCUACUAGCUGAUGGUAAUGGUGAUUUUUUCUAUACUUGUCCACAACAUUUAUUAGAUAAUCAAUUUGCCAAUGCCAUACAUCCUCAAGAGUACACUGAACUACUAGACAAAAAACAGACACUCACGGACAAGAAAUCAAAAUUGGAGAAAGAUGUUGAGUCGGAAAAACCAUAUAUUUGGAACACUGUGGCAGGAUAUUGGAAACAGAAGGAUAAAGAUAAAGACAAGGGCAAGGAUAAGGAUAAGGAUAAAUAUACAGAGUCGAAAUAUGAAAAAUUGAAACAAGAAUUGGCCGAUGUUACAAAAGAAUUAGAAGAAACAAGUAAGAAAAUCCUGGAGUUUAAAUUCAAAUUGUAUCAAUUGAAUCAAGACAUUUAUAAAAAUAGAUUGAUGUUUCAUCAAAAAAAGAAAUAUAAUCAACAAAGAGCGGUGAAAAUUCAGGAAGAAGGGUUUUUCCCAUCAGUACCUAAGCAUAGUUUAGAAUAA